CAAUCGCCCUCAACGCCAGCGAACACAGAAGCAGGUGAGUAUAUCCGACGUAUUGCAUAAUGCACCAAACCACCACAUCUCCUCUUCUCCUCUUUCUCUCUCUUUCUCGCCGUGAACUUCACGCAGAUCCUCGCGUCCUGAUUCUCCCUCGCUCCAUCGGCGCUCCAAUCGAAAGCUGUCGAUGCGGCGACGAUCUCCGCGAGGCUGUAGAUACCGCGCUUGCGUGUGCGCGCGCGCGCGUGUGGCCAUGCGCGGUGGUCGUGUUCCGUUUGCGGGGAUCGUUACGUGCUUGUCAGUUUGCUCCAUGAUUGUUACGUCCAUGGAAUCUGUCCUCUUCAGGCCUGGCGAUUCUAAACGCGGGCAUGCUUGUUUUCUUACCAUGCUGGACGUUUGAGAGGUUUUUUAAGUUCAAUUUUAGAUUCAACCGUAGUUUCCCUCAUUUUUCAUCGACCGACAGGGGGAUAGAUAAAAAUGUUUUAGUCUAGUUGAAUUCCGUAGCUUUCUUGAUAUUAGCUGGGUGCUAGACGAGGAGAAGAACGGGAUGCAUGGACCCAGUUCGUCGCAUGAGGUGACAGGUGUAUGGCAAUUCUUACUAGUUGUUAAAGAGGUAGCCCAUGAUUGAAAACAAUGGAUAGAAAACAACACAUUGCAAUUUUCACGACCGCAAGCCUACCAUGGAUGACUGGUACAGCUGUCAACCCUCUUUUCCGUGCUGCAUAUCUCUCAAAAGAUGGAGAGAGAAAUAUCACUUUGGUGAUUCCUUGGUUAUCAUCAAAUGAUCAAGGAUUAGUAUAUCCUAGUAACAUCAUGUUCAGGUCUCCUUCAGAACAGGAAAUGUAUGUCCGUCAGUGGCUUGAAGAAAGAACGGGCUUUAAAUCUGCUUUUGGCAUACGUUUUUACCCUGGAAAGUUUUCCAGAGAUAAAAGGAGCAUUCUUCCUGUUGGAGAUAUUGCAGAACUCAUCUCCGAUGAAGAGGCAGAUGUUGCUGUCCUGGAGGAACCAGAGCACCUAACAUGGUAUCAUCAUGGGAAAAGAUGGAAAACUAAGUUCCGCCUUGUUAUUGGAGUUAUUCACACAAAUUACUUGGAAUAUGUAAAGAGAGAGAAGAAUGGUCGUAUACAAGCAUUUCUUCUUAAACAAGCAAAUGGUUGGGUUGUCAACAUAUACUGUCAUAAGGUUAUCAGAUUAUCCGCUGCCACUCAGGAUUAUCCCAAUUCUAUCAUCUGCAAUGUCCAUGGAGUUAAUCCCAAGUUCCUUGAGAUUGGCCAGAAAAAGAUGCAGCAGCAACAAAAUGAAGGCAAAGCCUUUAGCAAAGGUGCUUACUAUAUUGGCAAGAUGGUUUGGAGCAAAGGCUACAAGGAGCUACUUAAAUUGCUUGGUGAUCACCAGAAAGAAUUGACUGGGUUUGAGAUUGACUUGUAUGGGAAUGGAGAGGAUUCUGAUCAAGUUAGGAAAGCUGCAGAGAAGUUGGAACUAGCAAUUAGAGUUAACCCGGGUCGUGACCAUGCUGAUCCCCUGUUCCAUGAUUAUAAGGUGUUCCUGAAUCCAAGCACCACUGAUGUAGUCUGUACGACCACAGCUGAAGCACUCGCAAUGGGGAAGUGGGUUGUCUGUGCCAAUCAUCCAUCAAAUGACUUCUUUAAGCAGUUUCCAAAUUGCCGGACAUAUGACGACAGCAAAGGAUUCGUGGAUGCCACUCAAAAGGCACUGAGUGAAGAACCUGCCCAGAUGACGGAUGAUCUAAGGUACGAGUUAUCGUGGGAGGCCGCCACGGAACGGUUUCUGAAGGCUGCUCAGUUGGAUCAGGCAUCUGCGACUAAAUUGUCCAGAACUACUUCCAACAACUUCAUGUCCACUUCACUGAAUUUCAAGAGGAAAAUGGAAGACGCAUCUGCAUAUUUGCACUAUGUGGCUUCCGGCUACGAAAUGUCACGACGAGCAUUUGGUGCUAUUCCUGGCAGCCUGCAACCAGAUGAAGAGUUGCGUAAGGAUCUUGGGUUGCCCCCGCCUCCUGGAAAGAGAGGCUCAAGAAGUUAAUAUGGUGAAUACUAUGAUGAAAUUCGGGAAAGAUUGUCUGUACUGACUACUUUGAAAUCCUGUGCUAUCAAUAAAAUUGGUUUAGGGGUGUAAAUAAUACCAAAAGCAUGUAAGAGCUAUUCAUUCUAUAUGAUUCUAAUCAAAUUUUGUAUUCCAUUUGCAA
Messenger RNA from Syzygium oleosum, 2200 nucleotides. Its product is annotated as digalactosyldiacylglycerol synthase 2, chloroplastic. The transcript is spliced from 6 exons. The record is from RefSeq and is a predicted model, not a curated record. The coding region runs from base 628 to 2037 and encodes 469 amino acids. Gene Ontology annotation, molecular function: digalactosyldiacylglycerol synthase activity. Lineage: Eukaryota; Viridiplantae; Streptophyta; Magnoliopsida; Myrtales; Myrtaceae. Gene Ontology annotation, cellular component: chloroplast outer membrane. Gene Ontology annotation, biological process: galactolipid biosynthetic process.